Molecule: messenger RNA, 1050 nt
Organism: Cataglyphis hispanica
Lineage: Eukaryota; Metazoa; Arthropoda; Insecta; Hymenoptera; Formicidae
Exons: 2
Coding region: 1-1050 (349 amino acids)
Source: RefSeq, a predicted model, not a curated record
AUGUCCUCGGCGGACACGAUAAGCACGGCUAUCGCUCGGAGCAAUAUUCAGGUGGCGCGUGUGCUUAACCGUAUACGUAGACUAGGAUUAGAGGUCUCAGUGGAGAAAACGGAGGCCAUAGUUUUCUAUGGGAAAAACAGGCCUCCUCGCACAGUUAGAUUGCAGGUGGACAGAGAAGAUAUCGAAGCGAAGCCCACGCUAAAAUAUCUGGGGAUCAUGUUAGACGGUCGGUUUAAUUUUCGCCCCCACUUUGAGUAUGUGGAGGAUAAAAUAGGCAAAGUCAAUAGGGCGUUAGGCAGACUGAUGCCCAAUUUAAGAGGGCCUAAUGAAAAUAAGAGAAGACUGUACGCUCAGGUUGUUCUUUCCAUCUUCUUAUAUGGUGCCCCUGUGUGGAACGAGGCUUUCGUUGCUUCUAGGAGUUCUCAAAUAACAAUUAAUAGAGUUUUGCCUAAUACCAGACGGAGAGUAUACGAUCGAACGAAAGAUCUCAGAAACAGCAACAGAUGGUCUAAAAAGGCCGAGUUGGAGAUUAAAACGGACGAGGACUUGCUCCUCCGCCGCCAAUGGGAAGUGUACUGUGAAAACCCCAACUUGGCUGGCGCACGAACUAGAGAAGCUAUUCUUCCCCACUUCCAGGAGUGGAUAAGCAGAAAGCACGGAAGCUCUUCGUUCAGAACCACACAGUUGCUCACCGGUCACGGCUGCUUUGGAACUUAUCUCUACAGGAUUGGCAAAGCCUCGAUGCCCUACUGCGAGCACUGCAACGUGCAAAAUGUCGAAGAUUCUCCCGAACACACACUGAGAGACUGUACGGCAUGGGAAGAAAACAGAAAUAAACUUUGCGAGAGCCUAGAGGUGAAUGUAGACACGCUCUCCUUGGAGAAAAUAAUCCAGCAGGUUCUCUGUUCCAAGGAGAAAUGGGAGGCUUUCGCUGAAUUUGCGAACGUGGUUAUGCUCCGAAAAGAAGUUGCCGAGAGGGCUAGACAGGAAGAGGAGGCCAGGAGAGUAAACAACACUCUUCUUGAUGGGUCAGGUUCCGACGACUCCUGA